This is a messenger RNA of Microthlaspi erraticum, 402 nucleotides long. Lineage: Eukaryota; Viridiplantae; Streptophyta; Magnoliopsida; Brassicales; Brassicaceae. The record is from the annotation of a GenBank genome assembly.
AUGCCCGAUAGCGUCCCAUUUGAAGCUCUCCGUAACGGCCUCUGGUACGACUCCAAGUUCAAGGAAGAUUUGUCGCUAAAACCUCCCACGACUUUGAAGGACUCGUUCCACCGUUCCCGAAGCUAUAUCUUCCUUGAGGAAGACAAGCGCUUCUAUGCCGAGAAACACAGAGAUAGGAAGACAGCCUCGUCUAAACCCAGAGAAGAAGCUGUGGAGGUACGAAGAAGACACGACCCCAAAAGGUUGCUCCUUACAGCGUUCGCAGCACCUGACGACGAGUCCGAGCAAGAAUAUACCGCAGCGAUCUCAACCCCACAUGAUGCUACUCCACUCGGAGAUGACAACGACGCCAAAGCCUUCUGCAAAUUCCACGGAAGAACCGGCCACGCCACUGAAAACUGA